This is a messenger RNA of Ostrinia furnacalis (Asian corn borer), 1216 nucleotides long. RefSeq names its product phosphopantothenoylcysteine decarboxylase (gene Ppcdc). Gene Ontology annotation, molecular function: FMN binding; phosphopantothenoylcysteine decarboxylase activity. The transcript has 3 exons. Gene Ontology annotation, biological process: coenzyme A biosynthetic process. NCBI's taxonomy places the organism in Eukaryota, Metazoa, Arthropoda, Insecta, Lepidoptera, Crambidae. Gene Ontology annotation, cellular component: phosphopantothenoylcysteine decarboxylase complex. The coding region runs from base 73 to 666 and encodes 197 amino acids. The record is from RefSeq and is a predicted model, not a curated record.
AUGUCAUAUGACUUGUUUGUUGUUUUUAUGCCAAUGUUUUUUCUAAUUAUCUAUUGAAAGUGAAAAUUUAUCAUGGAGAAAAAGAAAUGCAAACUAUUAGUGGCCGCUACUGGAAGCGUCGCAGCAUUAAAAUUACCAUUUCUUGUGAAAGCUGCGCUGGAACAAGUUUCGGAUCACUACCCUAUGUUUGAGGUCCGGGUGAUUGUUACAGAACAUGCGAAACACUUUUUCGAUCCAACUCAAAUCCCUUCCAAAGUGUUGAUGUACGACGACAAAUCGGAAUGGGAUGCUUGGAGGAAUAGAGGAGACCCAGUAUUGCACAUUGAGCUCGGAAAAUGGGCCGAUGUCAUGGUCAUCGCGCCUUUGGAUGCCAAUACUCUUGCUAAAAUGGCACAGGGUAUCUGUGACAACCUUCUAACUUGUACAACAAGAGCUUGGGAUUUGAAAAAGCCUCUAUUGUUCUGUCCUGCAAUGAACACCAGAAUGUGGGAGCACCCUAUAACAGCUCAACAGAUAGCAGCCUUGAAGAGUUGGGGCCACACUGAAAUCCCACCGAUCAGCAAAACUCUAAUGUGUGGGGACACCGGUGUAGGGGCCAUGGCUGAAGUCCCUGCCAUUAUUGAAGCCAUAAAAAACAAAAUGGAAUUAGAUGUCAUUGUUUUAUAAGUUGAUUUGUUUUUAGUACGACUUUGGUUUAUACUGUGAUAAUGUUUUUUCUACAAUGUAAAUAAUAUUUAAUAUAUUUUGUUAACCUUUGUGUUAUUUUAGUUUUAUUAUUUCUAUUAAUUUAAAAAAAUAUUGACUGAGGUAUUGAUUGUCUUAUAAUGUGUGUUUGUGUGCUUGUGAUGGAUUGUAUGACUUUUAUAUCACUUGUGCCACACUGCAAUUCUAAAAUAUUAAAUAACAUUGUGUUCAAUAUCUGACAUGUUAUGAAUAAAACUUGCAGAGUAAUAUUGUUUAGUUACGUCUUCUGUGUUAUGGGCAGUGGAAUGUUAGUGUUAGAUUCAUAUUUAAUGAAGUUUGUAACAUUAUGCAAUAACUUACAGUGUGGCAAUACCAUUUUAUCAAAAAUAAAACCAUUUUUGUAGAUGUAAAUGUAUUUUGUUUAUUGCAUCGCUGAAUACUGGUACUAAUGCUAGCAUACAUGCAAUAAGAACAAAACUAAUUAAAACCAUUUAAAACUCUUGUAUUGUAUAGGUACAUUACAUACAAAUAA